AUGACCAUUGAGUCAUCAUCAACGGCAGUUUCAAAUGCCAAAUCCACACUUAAACCACACCUGGACUCUCUCACUGCACCACCACUUCGGCCCACCGUACACGUCACAUGCUCCGCCACCAACGUCAGCAUUGGCACCCACCUGGAACAAGCAACACCGAAGACUAUUCUGGACCUGAUGGAUUUAGAUGGACUCAAUCUUUACCAUGUUAAGAGUCAUUUACAAAAAUUUAGACUGGGAAAAUUUUGGGUGAAGGAGUGGCAGGACACAUCCAAAAAUGUUUCUCAACAGCAAGGAGGCGCGCGGAGCCUCAGAGCUUUGAACUCACCAUCUCAGAACAAGGAGCCUAACAGGAGAGCUAAAGCUAAAAGAAAUCGAGGACCCAAAAAUGAACCUCGUGGAAGACUCUAUAUGCAACUUCAGGCCCAGAAGCAUUUUCUAUGGUAUAUGGAAUCACAAAGGACAAAUCUAAACACUGCACUGGCCAAUCAUCAUUUAGGCGGUGCAGCUACUGGAAAUGCAUUUCCCUAUGGGCAAGGGCAAUCCUCGUCUGGUUUAGGAACAUUCGCAACAAUGCCUGGCCCAUCUGAUUUCGGAACGGUGGCUGCAUCACCACAGUUUUAUGUUAACCAGCAGAACGCCUGUCCUCCUACAUAUGAUGCACCGACAGGCCAAGCCAAUCCCUGCCUUCAAGAGGUUCCACCUUCCGGACAUCAGCCUCAAACCUCUCUUUACCCUGCACCUGAAAGCUUGUCGACUCCAAAUGGCUAUCCUGCAAGUUCGUAUCAGGAAACUUCGCCUGUGCUUCCUGGCAGUGAGACAGAAGAUGAGGACCUGAUAGAAGCCCUUCUGAAUUGGGAGGAUAAUGAACCAAUCAACCUCGAUGCUAGCUUUAACUUUGACAAUCUUCAUGGUUGCAUUAACUAUAACGAUCUCCAAGAUUGGUUGAAGUAGGACAAGGUUCAAGGUUUCCGUAGCACCGUUCAAAAAAAAGAAAACUGUACUGAAAAAACCCAGUUUAUGUUUCUAAGGGCUUUCCAUCCUUGCAUAAGACUGAAAUAACUGUUAAGUCUGAAACUCUUGCUGCAUUUCCUUAAUAGUAUUUUCCCUUGU
Messenger RNA from Gossypium raimondii (Peruvian cotton), 1113 nucleotides. Its product is annotated as myb family transcription factor PHL8. Gene Ontology annotation, molecular function: DNA binding; DNA-binding transcription factor activity. The transcript has 7 exons. Lineage: Eukaryota; Viridiplantae; Streptophyta; Magnoliopsida; Malvales; Malvaceae. The record is from RefSeq and is a predicted model, not a curated record. The coding region runs from base 1 to 954 and encodes 317 amino acids.